Molecule: messenger RNA, 1513 nt
Organism: Nerophis lumbriciformis (worm pipefish)
Lineage: Eukaryota; Metazoa; Chordata; Actinopteri; Syngnathiformes; Syngnathidae
Biological process (GO): regulation of transcription by RNA polymerase II
Cellular component (GO): transcription regulator complex; PcG protein complex; chromatin
Molecular function (GO): RNA polymerase II cis-regulatory region sequence-specific DNA binding; DNA-binding transcription factor activity, RNA polymerase II-specific
Source: RefSeq, a predicted model, not a curated record
AGUUCCGUUAAAAAAGGAGAAAGUCAACGGGAAGUGACGUCAUCUACCACUUGCACAUGCGCAGACUGAUCGUGUGUUUUGGCACCAAUCUCGGAGAAGACAACAGAGCAGUGCGGUCUACGUCUGAGAAGAACAUCUUUUCCCUGAGCAGCGGGUGUAAACCUCCAGGAUGAAGCAGGAGAAACCACAGCCACCCCAUAUUAAAAAAGAAGAGGAGGAGCCACAUAUUACCCACAUUAAAGAGGAAGUUGAGGAGGUACAUCGCCCACACAUAAAGGAGGAAGAAGAGGAAUACAGUAUCAGUCAGAAUGGAGAGCAUCUUGAAGGAAUGGAGGUUGAUAUCUCCAAGAUUCCAUUGAAUGUUGUCAAUGUGAAGAGUGAAGAUGAUGAGGUCAAAAGUGAAAGUGAGGAGAAGAGAGAGGUGGAGCCUCCAAGCAGCAGCUCAACUCAACACAUGACAACAGAAGCUGAUGGAGACCACUGUGGAGGAUCACAAGGAGACAAGCUCUUAGCUCCACUAUCAGAUAGUGAUGACACAACGUCACACUCUCCUGACACUGAUGAUGAAGACUCUGAAGCUGAUACAACAUGUCCCACUGACAACACACACUUUGAAUAUGCUCACCGUGGCAAAACUUUCAAUUACUAUAGUAAUCUGAAAACACACACGAGAACACACACUGGUGAGAAACGUUUUUCCUGUGUAAGCUGUGGUAAAAGUUUUACACAAAAUCAUCAUUUGAAAACACACAUGAGAAUACACACUGGUGAAAAACCUUUUUCUUGCUCGUUUUGUGGUAAAGGUUUUACACAAAAUCAUAAUUUGAAGGCACACAUGAGAAUACAUGCUGGUGAAAAGCCCUUUUCUUGUUCAUUUUGUGGUAAAGGUUUUACACAAAAUCAGCAUUUGACAGGACACAUGAGAACACACACUGGUGAAAAACCUUUUUCCUGUUCAAUCUGUGCUAAAGGUUUUACACACAAUAUUAAUUUGAAAUCACACAUGACAACACACACUGGUGAAAAACCUUUUUCCUGUUCAGUUUGUGCUAAAGGUUUUACACAAAAUACCCAUUUGAAAACACACAUGAGAAUACAUACUGGUGAAAAACUUUUUAGCUGUUCAAUCUGUGCUAAAGGUUUUACACACAAGAAUUAUUUGAACGACCACAUGACAAUACACACUGGUAAAAAACAUUUUUCAUGCUCAAUCUGUGCCAAAGGUUUUGUACGAAAAGAUACCUUGAAAAGACACAUGAGAACACACUGGUGAGGUAGUGUGAGUUGCAGUGUGUGUGAUGAAAGAUUCUCAUAAAAGUACUAGUGUAAGAAAUGUAACACACUCUUGUCAGUGGGUUUCUACCAUUGAUAUAUUAGAUUUUUAAGAUUGGUUUUAUGUAUGUUAGAAGAAUGCAUUAGUUUACAACAUUGUGUACAUUCAUUUAAAAAAAAACAUUUUCAUUGAUUGAAAAGGGGACUGAAGUAUCAGCUUAUUUUGACUAACCAUAUUAAU